AGAGCCGGGCUGCUAGUGCAGCCGCGGCUGAGGCAGUGGGGCGCUGCUGCAUCAGGACCUUCUGCCUCCGAGCCACGCCUGGUCUCCAGGCCUGGAGGCGGGACGAAGCCAGGCCCUGGCAGUGGAGACGCGCAGUGCACGCUGAGGUUUAGGGGAGAUUCAGGCCGCGGCCUGUCAGGGCCAGUCAGGGAGGAGCCCACCCUUCUGACAGAAUAAGAUGGCGGCGAUGGCGCCUGGAGGUGGCAGUGGGAGCGGCGGCGUGAAUCCAUUCCUCAGCGAUACCGACGAGGAUGACGACGAGGUAGCGGCGACGCAGGAGCGGCGGUCUGGACUUCGGCUGGGUUCCGGGGGUGGCCUGGAUCCUGACUCUGUGGGCUCGCUGUCGCCACAGGAUCCCGUGGCUUUAGGGAGCAGUGUGCGGACGGGGCUCCCUGGGGAGGCGGCUGCGGUGGCGCUGGGGGGCCUCGGGGACACCCCGGCCCGACUGUCCAUUGAUGCGAUCGCCGCUCAGUUGUUGCGGGAUCAGUACUUGCUGACGGCCCUGGAGCUGCAUACCGAGCUGUUGGAGAGCGGCCGCGAGCUGCCUCGGCUGCGUGACUACUUCUCCAACCCCGGCAACUUCGAGAGGCAGAGCGGGACCCCGCCUGGGGUGGGAGCGCCGGGCUUCCCGGGAGCAGCCGGCGUCGGAGGCGCUGGAGGCCGGGAGCCGAGUACUACGUCUGGCGGGGGACAGCUCAAUCGAGCUGGAAGCAUCAGUACCCUUGAUUCCUUAGACUUCGCAAGAUACUCAGAUGAUGGUAACAGGGAAACUGAUGAGAGAGUGGCAGUCCUGGAGUUUGAACUACGGAAAGCCAAGGAGACCAUUCAGGCCCUCCGAGCAAACCUAACAAAGGCUGCAGAAAAUGAAGUUCCUUUACAGGAACGGAAAAAUUACAAAUCAAGUCCUGAAAUUCAGGAGCCAAUCAAACCUCUUGAAAAGAGAGCUCUAAACUUCCUAGUCAAUGAAUUUUUAUUGAAGAAUAAUUACAAGCUUACAUCCAUAACCUUUUCAGAUGAAAAUGAUGAUCAGGAUUUUGAAUUGUGGGAUGAUGUAGGCUUAAACAUCCCCAAACCUCCAGACUUAUUGCAGCUCUACCGAGAUUUUGGAAAUCAUCAGGUGGCUGGGAAAGAUGUUGUGGACGUGGCCAGUGGAGUAGAUGAAGAGGAGCUGGAGGCUCUCACGCCAGUUUUAAGCAGCCUGCCUCCAACCUUUGAAAGUCCUCCGCCUGUAGAGAACUCUAUGCUAGUACAGAAACUGGAAGAUAAAAUUACUUUGUUAAAUAGUGAGAAGUGGUCCUUGAUGGAGCAUAUCAGAAGACUUGAAAGUGAAAUAGACUUUCUCAAAAAUGAACAUUUUGCCAUCCCAGUGGUGUGCGACUCUGUUCAGCCUUCUGUGGAUCAGUCUUCCCACAAAGACUCUGAAGACAGUGAGCAGAGUUCAGUUGUAAAUAGUUCAGACCAGGGAAGAAGCAAGGAUAUUCAUCUUUCAGUGUCCGAUGAAGUCGAUUCCGCUGCUCCUAAAGAGAAUUCCUCAAAUUCUGUGCCCAGGAGAGGAAGGGAAGGAAUGCCAUCUUCUUCUCCACAAAGCAGAAAUGCAGCUCAGUUUGAUAAACCCAAUAGGAAAUUAUCUCCUGCUUUCCACCAAGCACUACUUUCUUUUUGUCGAAUGUCAGCAGAUAGUCGUUUAGGAUCAGAGGUGUCUCGGAUUGCAGAUAGUGAAAAGAGCGUCAUGCUCAUGCUGGGACGCUGCCUGCCACACAUUGUUCCCAACGUGCUGCUGGCAAAGAGAGAGGAGUUGAUCCCCCUCAUACUGUGUACAGCAUGUCUGCAUCCUGAGCCUAAGGAGAGAGAUCAGCUUCUCCACAUACUUUUCAAUUUGAUCAAGAGGCCAGAUGAUGAGCAGAGGCAAAUGAUACUGACGGGUUGCGUGGCAUUUGCACGUCAUGUUGGACCCACACGUGUAGAAGCUGAGCUUUUACCACAGUGUUGGGAGCAGAUUAAUCACAAGUAUCCAGAAAGACGACUAUUGGUGGCUGAAUCGUGUGGAGCAUUAGCACCUUACCUUCCUAAAGAAAUUCGUAGCUCCUUGGUUCUUUCAAUGCUGCAGCAGAUGCUAACAGAAGAUAAAGCCGAUUUGGUUCGGGAAGCUGUAAUCAAAAGCCUUGGUGUCAUCAUGGGAUACAUUGAUGAUCCAGACAAAUAUCAACAGGGUUUUGAGUUGUUGCUCUCGGCCUUGGGUGAUCCCUCAGAAAGAGUGGUUAGUGCAACACAUCAAGUAUUUCUACCAGCUUAUGCUGCUUGGACAACAGAACUUGGAAAUUUGCAGUCUCAUCUUAUACCUACACUACUGAAUAAAAUUGAAAAACUUCUCAGGGAAGGAGAACACGGGCUUGACGAACAUAAGCUCCACAUGUACCUUUCCGCCUUGCAGUCCUUGAUCCCUUCACUCUUUGCACUGGUGCUCCAGCAUGCACCUUUCACGAGCAAAGCCAAGCUGCAUGGUGAAGUGCCACAGAUAGAAGUGACUAGGUUCCCACGGCCUAUGUCGCCUCUUCAAGAUGUGUCUACUAUUAUUGGAAGCCGUGAGCAAUUGGCAGUCCUAUUACAGCUUUAUGAGUACCAGUUGGAACAUGAGGGUACAACAGGCUGGGAGAGUUUACUAUGGGUUGUCAAUCAAUUGUUGCCACAACUUAUAGAAAUAGUUGGCAAAAUUAAUGUCACUUCAACUGCCUGUGUCCAUGAAUUCUCAAGAUUUUUUUGGCGCCUUUGCCGGACGUUUGGCAAAAUUUUUACAAACACUAAGGUAAAACCUCAGUUCCAGGAGAUUUUAAGACUAUCUGAAGAAAACAUUGAUUCCUCAGCAGGAAAUGGGGUCCUCACUAAAGCUACAGUCCCCAUUUAUGCAACAGGAGUCCUUACAUGUUAUAUUCAGGAAGAAGACCGAAAACUGUUAGUUGGAUUCUUGGAAGAUGUAAUGACUCUGCUUUCAUUAUCUCAUGCUCCUCUCGAUAGCCUGAAAGCUUCUUUUGUGGAACUGGGUGCAAAUCCUGCCUACCAUGAGUUACUGUUAACCGUUUUGUGGUAUGGUGUUGUCCAUACUUCAGCACUUGUGAGGUGUACUGCUGCUAGAAUGUUUGAGCUGACUCUUCGAGGCAUGAGUGAAGCGUUAGUUGACAAGCGGGUUGCUCCGGCCCUUGUUACCUUGUCCAGUGAUCCAGAAUUCUCUGUCAGGAUUGCCACAAUUCCAGCCUUUGGCACUAUUAUGGAAACAGUUAUUCAAAGAGAGUUGCUGGAAAGAGUGAAGAUGCAGCUGGCCUCGUUCCUGGAAGAUCCCCAGUAUCAAGACCAGCAUUCCCUGCAUACGGAGAUCAUCAGAACAUUUGGGAGAGUGGGGCCUAAUGCUGAGCCCAGAUUCCGAGAUGAGUUUGUUAUACCACAUUUGCAUAAAUUAGCCCUGGUGAACAACUUACAAAUUGUAGAUUCUAAAAGACUGGAUAUUGCUACCCAUCUUUUUGAAGCCUACAGUGCACUUUCCUGUUGUUUCAUUUCAGAAGAUUUAAUGGUUAAUCACUUUUUACCUGGUCUCAGGUGUUUACGCACUGACAUGGAACACCUUUCUCCAGAGCACGAGGUUAUUUUAAAUUCUAUGAUAAAAGAAUGUGAACAGAAAGUAGAGAACAAGACUGUGCAGGAGCCGCAAGGCUCAAUGUCGAUUGCUGCAAGCUUAGUGAGUGAAGAUACAAAGACCAAAUUUUUGAACAAAAUGGGCCAGUUGACAACAUCGGGUGCCAUGUUGGCCAACGUGUUUCAGAGAAAGAAGUAAGCACAGGAAGGGGAGGCCUCCAGUGAACACUAAGAAGGACCUCAGGCAGAUUGGUUCCUUGUACUUGAAGUACUUGCCUUUUUUAUUUCCUCUGUUUCAUGUUCUUGCAUUAUAAUUUUACCCUAAUCUCCAAAGAGUUUUGCACUGCUAUUGAUUAUUGCUGUAUAUGUGUUAAUUUGGGUUAUAACUGUGGUGAUAGGAAAUUGAGUUGAGUCUGUACCAAGUCCCUCUUCUGUGUUUUUGUCUUUCAGAAUAAUUUUAUAUAUAUAUAGUGAAGAGUUUGUUUUUGUCUGUUUGUUUUUUUAUUUUGGGAUGGGAUAUUAGCAAAUAUCUGUAUUAUAUACUGAGCUAUUACAAUGGUACUUAAAAUAAUGUAAAUUUGAGGUCAUUGUUAUAAAGUAAUAAAAGUGGAGAUUGCUUAAGUAUUUAAAUUAUGAAAGAAUAA
Molecule: messenger RNA, 4307 nt
Organism: Orycteropus afer afer
Lineage: Eukaryota; Metazoa; Chordata; Mammalia; Tubulidentata; Orycteropodidae
Source: RefSeq, a predicted model, not a curated record